Adineta steineri is the source of this 1134-nucleotide messenger RNA. The record is from the annotation of a GenBank genome assembly. NCBI's taxonomy places the organism in Eukaryota, Metazoa, Rotifera, Eurotatoria, Adinetida, Adinetidae.
AUGAGUGGACCAACUAAAGCAGUAAAAACAAAGUUAUUCAUUGGAAAUCUUGAUCCAGCAACUCAACCUGCUGAGUUAUCUGAACUAUUUACAGCCUAUGGUAGUAUACUUGAAGCAUCCGUGAUCAAAGAUUACGGUUUUGUGCAUUAUGGUUCAAUUGAAGAAGCGGAAAAGGCUGUAGCUGCAUUGAAUAAUAAAGAAUUUCAUGGAAAAAGAUUACGUGUUGAACUUUCAACAAGUACAGUGCGGCAUCGACCUGGUCAGCCAGAACCUGCUAGUGCUUUGCGAAAUUCUCGUGCACGUGCUGCUGCGAUGGCUAGUGGAAAUGGUGUAUCACGUUAUAGUCCAGCUGCACCAACAGGUGGUGUAGGUCCAAUGCGUCAUAGUGCAUCAGCAUGGGCUCGUGGUGAUGCUCGUCCUUAUGAUGGUAUUCCAAUGGAUCCCAGUGCUAUGAGUGCUGGAUAUGGUCCAGUAUCAUCUAAUUAUGAUCGUCAACGAUCGUACGAUAUUCGAUCAGAUCCUCGACAUUACUAUGCAGAUAGACGUGAUAGUGGUUAUGGAUCUGGAUAUGAUGCAUCUCGUGAUAAUUUAUAUGGUGCACCAGGAUAUGUUAGUACGAGUGGAAGUAGUGCAGGACAAGCUGGAAUAUAUUCUAUGCGUGAUUAUCGUGAUUUACAACCACAUGUUCGUGCAGAUAGUCUAGGUUAUAGUACAACUCGAAUGUACGAUCGUAAUCCAGGUACAUCACCUGUAGAUCCAUAUUAUGGUGGUAGUUUACCUCAAGGACCACCAGCAUCUAUGGAUCCUUAUCAGAAUUAUGAGUAUCAAAAAUUCUAUGCUACUAGACCUCGUGAAUCAGAAUUUCCAGUCUCAACUGGUCAAAAUCCACCAUCACGAGAGUAUGAUAUUUAUACAAACUAUCGUGCUGAUCCAUAUGCAUCAGUAGCUGGUCAAGGACCACCACUACGACAUGAUCUAGCGUUGACGUAUCAACAACAACAACAACAACAAGCAGGUUAUCCACCACCGACUCAACAAAGACAACAACCAGCAUAUGGAGGUACAUCAGGUGCGCCAACAGCAUCCUAUCCACCAAAUCUCGCACAAUAUUAUGGCGCUCAACAGCGAGCAUAA